This is a messenger RNA of Macrosteles quadrilineatus (aster leafhopper), 4330 nucleotides long. Its product is annotated as phosphopentomutase-like. Gene Ontology annotation, molecular function: phosphopentomutase activity; magnesium ion binding. The transcript is spliced from 11 exons. The record is from RefSeq and is a predicted model, not a curated record. NCBI's taxonomy places the organism in Eukaryota, Metazoa, Arthropoda, Insecta, Hemiptera, Cicadellidae. Bases 92 to 1942 code for a protein of 616 amino acids. Gene Ontology annotation, biological process: carbohydrate metabolic process; purine ribonucleoside salvage.
ACUAAGGCCGUCGAACAGAUUUUUAGGGCUGAACCGUUUGUUUGCUAUAUUAUUUUGUGUUCCUAGUCAAACUGUUUGGAUACCACAACAAAUGUUAUCCUGUCAGAAAACUACUAUGAGUCCUACAGAAAAUGGAACUAUAUCAACUGGAAACAAUGAACUUGACACAAAGUUGGAGGAAUGGUUAAAGUUUAACAAGAACGAUUCGCAGAACGAUGAGGUGAGAGAGUUAAUAGCCAAGAAUGAUGUAUCGACUCUGUCAAAAUUGUUCCUGGAACGCAUGGCGUUCGGCACGGCAGGUCUACGUGGCCGGAUGGGAGUCGGGUUCUCUCAGAUGAAUGAUUUAGUAAUAAUUCAGACAGCUCAAGGUUUGCUUAAGUAUCUGCAGAGGGAACAUGAGGAUCUCUCUACCAGAGGCAUUGUUGUGGGAUACGAUGGACGUCAUAACAGCCGCAGGUUUGCAGAGUUGACUGCCGCAGUGUUUGAGCAGGCUGGCGUCAAAGUAAACCUGUUUGCUGAGGUUUGUCCGACUCCAUUUGUCCCGUUCGCCGUAACUCAUUGCCACCAUGUGGUCGGGGUAAUGGUCACUGCUUCACACAAUCCCAAGGAAGACAACGGCUACAAGGUGUACGGACCCCUGGGUACACAGAUCAUCUCUCCGGUGGACAAAGAGAUCCAGAAGUGUAUUUUGGACAGCCUGGAGCCUCAAAUCAGCUGGGAUGUGACGCUGUCAGCUGAUACGCUGGACCAGACACAGCUGACGGUGACACAGGAUGCUUACUACGCAGUACUCAAGGCAGGGGUGUAUAACGCAUCAGCCAACGCAGAGUCCCCACUCAACGUAACAUACACUGCAAUGCAUGGUGUGGGCUACCCUUACGUCUGCAGGGCGUUUGAAGUAGCUAACUUCAAGCCAGUGAUCCCAGUGAAGGAACAGGUGGAGCCGGAUCCUGAGUUUCCUACAGUCAAGUUCCCAAACCCCGAGGAAGGCAAGAGUGCCCUGACUCUGGCCAUCAGGACGGCCAAUGAACAUGGAAGCACCAUCAUUGUGGCCAAUGACCCAGAUGCAGACAGACUGGCAGUGGCGGAGAAAACAAGACAGGGUGAGUGGAAGGUGUUUACUGGCAAUGAGCUUGGAGCAUUGUUGGGCUGGUGGAGCCUCUACACCUACCAGAGACGGAACCCUAACACUGACUUGAGCAAUGUAUACAUGAUAUCCAGCACUGUGUCUUCGAAAAUACUCAAGACCAUGGCCAAGCAGGAGAAAUUCAACUUUGAGGAAACUCUGACAGGAUUCAAAUGGAUGGGAACACGAAGUGCAGAGUUGGAGGCGCAAGGCAAGACAGUGUUGUAUGCCUUCGAGGAGUCUAUCGGCUAUAUGUGUGGCACUGGUGUGUUGGACAAAGAUGGUGUAUCAGCAGCAGUCAGAGUCACCGAGUUAGCAACCUUCCUCAGCAGCAACCAGGGGCUGACACUGCACGAGAAACUCAACUAUAUAUACUCCUUCUACGGUUACCACAUCUCUGAAAACUCAUACUUCAUCUGCCAUGAACCAGAAGUAAUCAAGAAAAUGUUUGAGCGUUUAAGAAAUUUUGGUGACACUCCUAACAAUUACCCAGAAGGUCUGUUGGCCAACAAGUACCAGGUGGUUUCUGUCCGUGAUCUGACGACGGGUUACGACUCCACGACGCCGGACCACAAGGCUACCCUUCCUGUGUCUAAGUCAAGCCAGAUGAUUACCUUCACAUUCAACAACGGACUGGUGGCGACAUUGAGGACCAGCGGCACUGAGCCCAAGAUCAAAUACUACACGGAACUGUGUGCCUCGCCUCAGCUCAAAGAUAUAGAUGAAGUAAAGGCAGUUCUGAAGGAGAUGGUAAAUGCCAUCAUUGAAGAGUGGUUCCAGCCAAAACUAAACAACCUGAUUGCUAAGUCUGGCUGAACAAAAUUGCCAUAGCGACGCUUACCCUGUCCUAAGUUAUUUGUUGAUGUAGCUCCUAAGCUGUACUAACUGUACUUUGUUCAUUUAAGGGUUCCCACACCCAUAAGAAGUCUGCUGGAUUGACCCACUUUAAAUAACUAGAAAGUAAAAUUACAGUUUAGGAGAGCUUAACUUAAAUUUAUUUUAACCUGCAAAGAAAGGUUUAAAUACUCUGACUGCUUUUUGACAGGACCUUUGAAAUAGUUUACUACAUUUUUUAACAUACUACAACAAGUUUUAGGGAAUAUUUAUUUGACAAUAUGCAUACAGAAGAACCUUCUUGCCUUAGGUUGAAAAAGACUUUAUAUUAGUCACUAGUGUUUCCAUAUUUUAAAUUUAGUGUUUGUUGGAUUAAUUUAUCUUUGAGGGGUAAAAUUUUGGUUUUUCUAAAUUUAAUUUUUCCUCCUCUCAUUGUUUUUUUGGGUCAGAAAGUUGAGUGUCUGCACCCAUCUGGCAUAUCUUGAAAACUCCUAACUUAUAACUGAUUUUAAGAGUUAGCAGUUUUAAAGAUUGACAAGAAAAGUAAAUAAAACAUUUUUAAGAUAUUUAACCCCAUUCAUAAAACUUAAUUAUGUGGGGACCCUUAAAAAAAUGUGUUCCUUUUUGUUAUAAAUUUGUCUUUGUGUUAACUGCAAAAGUAUUACCUUAUACUUUUCUAUUUUAUUGUUGUUGCUCAUCAGGAUAAGUGAAUAGCUACGUUCUGACAAACUAUUAAUUUGAAUUCUAACAUUUAGCUUUCAUCACAAAACAAAUUUACCUGACAAUAAAGUUGCCUUUUCAGGUGAUACUCCAUUAGCCAUUUCACUAUUUAAACAUAUCUAUGUUUAUAUUUGCUCACUAUGUUGGUCUAGGUGCAUAUAAUUCAUUUCUAAGAAGUUGUGCAAAUGCCAAGACACACCACACAGACGCCAGUCAUUGAAUUUAAAUUAACAGGUAAUAACAAGACUAUCAGUUAAGUAUUAUAACCAAGAUUUUGCUGAAUUUGGCAUGUACCCAAACUCAACACAAAUGCCGCGAGUUAUGUAUUUAUGUAUGUAUUUUCCAGUCGGGUUCUGGAAUUUGAUAUAUAAACCAUAGUAUAUUCAGGAUUUUUUUUUUUAAUGGCGAUUGACCACAUUUAACACAUCAGAAAAAAGUUUCUCAAAAACACCUCUUACAAAGUCAGAUUAAAUUUGUUGGUUUAGUUUUACUCAAAAUAUUUACUGCGAACUUAACUAAUCACAACUGUGUAAGAACGUUCGUCCAGAAGUUAUUGCUUUUUUUAAAUAUAGUAAACCAACCUAAUGAAAAAUUGAGGUUAAUAAUUUAAAAUGAGCAUAAGGACCUGUGAUGGUAAAAUACUUGUUAUUAGCAGGCAUAGCUGAAUGAGAAAGAGUUCCUAAUUGCAUAAUAAACACAAACACUCAAGACUCACACAAAUUAAACAGUCACUGACUGCAAUUUCAAACGAAAAACAGGCUUCCUUCCAAUUAAUAAUAUAUUAAUAAGUUAUUAAUAUAGCUAAGAAUUAUAUCAACAUCAUUAUUUUGACAAAUUGAAAUUUUCAUUAGUUUUUUUGUGAGUGUUUAAAAACUGUUCUUUUACGUUUGCAGAAGAAUUGUAUGAUCUAUAAUUAAAAGCUUUAGAUUUAUGCCUGAGGAGAAGAAAGUAUGGUCAGUUUCUGAAACUGUUUAUUUUUCACUUGAUUUUUUUCUUUACACAAAAAAUACAAAACCAAUAAAAUUAAUAAUUAGAAACACAAUUCUGUAGUUUACACCUUUUUUGUGUUUUAGACACAGUUUUUGUAGUUUCUAUUUCCAGUAGCAGUCCCAGGUAGGGAUUGGGUGAUUCGCCCCCCCCCCCCCCCCCCCCACUAAAUGUCAGGGUGGACCCUUUUUUGGCCUGAACGUUUUUAGGCUUUACAUUACCAGGUAGAAGAGGGGCAUCCCUCCCCUGAAAUUGAAUCCUGAGGCUACCAUAGAGACCAACUAUUUGUUUAACACUUGCACUGUUGCAAGCAGCUUUUCUAGUAAUGUUUAGAACAUUGCGUAGAAAUUUAUUAUCAGUUUAUUUGUUUGGAGUUUAUUUUUUUAUUAUAAAAUUGAGUUACUGUCAAAUUUUAACUGCUACCCAACUAAUUAUACUUCAUAUUUUAUAUAGCCUAAUUAGAUUUUUCUUUUUAUGAAACAUAAAUUGACAAUCAUAUUUUUAUACAAAGCCCUAGGUACAAUGCAUUUAUUGCAUUACUAUCAAGGACUUUACUUUAUUUUAUGUUAUGCUAUUAACCUUUAGAAAUAUAUUAUUUCUCUUGUACAACUUCUGGUUGAUAGGCUCACCUCCCUAGUGGAAUACAAGCUACUCAUGGGUGAG